GACUUCUCCCUCGAGAACGUGGACAAGGUCCUCGACCAGGUGCGGCCCUACCUCGUCGCCGACGGCGGCAACGUCGCCGUCGUCAGCGCGGACCCGGACUCGAAGGACGUGAUCCUCCAUCUCGAGGGCGCGUGCGGGUCCUGCCCGUCGAGCACGCAGACGAUGAAGAUGGGCAUCGAGCGCGUGCUCCGCGAGCGCUGGGCCGAC
Messenger RNA from Aureococcus anophagefferens, 207 nucleotides. RefSeq lists its product as hypothetical. Gene Ontology annotation, biological process: iron-sulfur cluster assembly. The transcript has a single exon. Gene Ontology annotation, molecular function: iron ion binding; iron-sulfur cluster binding. Lineage: Eukaryota; Pelagophyceae; Pelagomonadales; Pelagomonadaceae. The record is from RefSeq and is a predicted model, not a curated record. The annotation marks the transcript as partial.